This is a messenger RNA of Cylindrotheca closterium, 2121 nucleotides long. The record is from the annotation of a GenBank genome assembly. NCBI's taxonomy places the organism in Eukaryota, Bacillariophyta, Bacillariophyceae, Bacillariales, Bacillariaceae.
AUGACCCGAUCCAUGUUUGAGCUCCUCAAUGAGCAACCCGCAUUGGUUGCUGAAGUCUUGUCCUUCUUGAUUGAAGAUACCAAUGGAUUGGCCAAGAUGCGAACCGUAUCCAAGACUUGGGACAAAACCGUCAUUCCGUAUUGUCUUGACGGCCGUCGUUUUCUCAAGACUUGUGCACAAUCCAAAUAUAACUUUAUGGAAGAAUUGGUGACUUUCGGUGAAAGCGCCUAUGCUGGUCGGGUCUACAGUUUGACCAAUGAAGAAUCCUUCGAGUUUUUCAUGCAAAGCGGCGACAAAACUGAUGGUUGGCUUCGAACUAAUAAAAUCAUGUUCUUGCGAAAUUACACAUACAGUCGUCCGGACGAUCUAUUUGAUGUGCCCAAACAAGAGAAUUAUUCCUUUCUGGAAAAGAGUGCUGAAGACUUCUCCAACUAUUGUUCCACCCUUCAAAGUACCAGGUCUUGGGAUGAGUUCAAGGCAACUGCCGAAAUGGCUUACACAGAAGGAUUCUUUCUCUCAGUGGAGGACCUUGAGAAAGCAAAAUCAGAAGGAGCCAAAAUUGAUCUUCAAAAGGGAAGAGGAAGCGAAUUCAUGCCUAUCAUUCUAACGGUGAAGCUUCCGCUGGACGAAUACACUCCAUUGCAAGCUGGAUCCGCUACGAUUGUUCUACUCAAGGCUAGAGUCAACAAAGAAGAUGUUGUCCCAAAGUAUGGAUCUGGAAAUGUCCCCAGUCUUCAUCCUUUUUUGGAGUUUCGAGAUCUUGUCGCCAAGCAAGGCGAUGAAUCUUAUGUCUACCCCACCUAUGCUGGAUACAACCCAGUUCCCAGUGAUGAUGGAACCAUGUCCUGCCAAGUUCCAGUCGCACUUCACUUGCGAGAUGGCUUGCAGGAGCUGCUUUGGGAUUUCGAAACCACCGAUUCGUAUUUGCCCAUAGAAGACCUGUGGCGAAAAUGUCAAGAACAACCAGUCAAAGAAGGAGUGGCCAUUGCCGAUGGAUUUGUUCCACAAGACUUGCAUGUCAAACUCAUGAAGGAUAUUGACGAUUUCAAUGCUAAGCAAAUUGUCGAUUAUCAUCCACAUUCGAAUAACACUGUGCGGGACAUCGUUCAUCCCGCGCUUUAUUCGUACGUCAAGGGAGUCUCACCACUUUCCAAGUCGGAAGCAGAAAUUGCUGCCCUGUCUCAGGAUCCCAAUGUUCCUGAAGAAGAUCGAGUGGAAUUGGCAGCGAAGGAUUACUGGGGUCGACCCUAUGAGGCUAGUUCCAAGUACCAAUGGUUACCAACUUAUUUCAGCAUCGGCAAUGAUGGCAGUUGUACCAUUUGCGAUUACAUUAAUAAUUUAGUUCCCCGCACUGAGAACGAAGCCUUGUACGGAUCCCUGGCACAACUCUUUUCGCAAGCGCUACCGUUGAUCGAAUCAGUUUAUGGAUACUGUCGUGUUAUCAAAGAGGAACAGUACAUUCGGAUGGAUGAUGAUAGUGAAAUUUCUUAUGAUAGCGUGGACCUAGAAUCCAUGGACGAGAAACCGGUGUCACUGAGAGGAAAGGAAAUCCAAGUGGUGACCAAGAUUGUAGACUAUGAGCUUGGACCAGGCGAGACAUACGAAGGUGUCUGGCAUGUGGAGGGAAUGUCACACGAAGAGAUUGUGGCGACUGCGAUCUACUUUAUUGAUCGAGACGAGGAAAUUAAGGGAGGGGACAUUCUAUUCAAGAGAGCCUUUCACAAGCAGGAAGCUAUGUACAUAUUUUCUCAUGUUGAUCAAGUCCGGCCGCGGGAAAUGGAAGAUAUCAUUGAUGAAGGUCUCAUGCCGCUGGGCACCGUCGAAACUCGGCAAGGGAGACUCGUGGUGUUUCCAAACAGUCAUGUGCACAAAGUGAGUGCGAUCAAGAAUGUUUCCACCGAACAAGGCGGAGAAAAGAAGAAGCGACGCAUCGUAGUGUUCUUCUUGAUUAAUCCAGAGCGGCGUAUAGUCUCGACUCGAGAAGUUGCGGUGCAACAAGAGCAUGCAGGUGGCACCAUGAAGCGUGAGGAUGCCUUGGAACACCGUUUGGCGUUGAUGAAGGAACGAAAGUUUACAAAACAAGACUGGAAUGUUCGUGACAUUGAACUGUGUGAGCACUAG